AAAUUUACACUUUAAUUUUGAACGCGCAGGUCGUGGUUUUUGCUCGCUUUAACUAUAUUAAAUAUGAUCGGUGUAUGUUGAAGCCGAGAUCGAAGCAGGAUGCUUAACAGGCGUGGCCAUUAUGGGAAAUUGUGGCUUUCCGUAAUGCUGGUUGCAUGUUUGUUCGUUACUUUAUUAUUUUCUACCUUCUGUUUGUAACUGUUUUUAUUUGUGUGGGUGUGCUGCCUAAGGCUGAAACUGCAAAUAUCGUGUGUGGUCAUUCCAUCGUGGCAAGCUGUGGGAGUGUAACGGAGUGCAGCAAAGGACCACAGUAGCUCAGUGUUUUCUUAUCUUUAGUUGCUUUUUCACCAUGGGAAAACCGAAAGAACACCGUAGACGAUGGAAAUCCAACAGCAGGCGGCGUGCCAGGGAACAACGCAGGAAAGCAGAAAACGUUUCGGUUACCUCUGAUUAUUGUCCUGUGGAAACUCCUACUGAGAGGUCUCUGAUUGUCCAGGUCCCUGCAGUUGCAGAGAGGAAUUUCUUAAGCCCUCUUCUUCUAGUUAUGGCUUCUGUGUACUGUAGCCUCAGGAACACACUUUCACGGGUAUAUUCCUGUGUUUGGAAUGCAUUUUUUCCUUCUAUAUACCUGAAGCAACUGCAUGCUGUUCGCGAGCAGGUGGACCAGUUACAAAUGGAAAUGGCAGCAUUACGCUGUGCCAUCAGGUUGUCUGAAGCUAUGAACAGCUCAUGCCAAACACCCACUGCGCCAUUAAAUCCUUCCCCAGUAAUACAGCUGAAUUCAGCAUCAACAAAUGUUCCAGUUGUUCCAGCACUACCUCCUGUGCCACCACCUCCUGUGCCACCACCUCCCCCCCCUCCACCUCCAGUGCCACCUCCUCCACAAACGUCUGUAUUUACAGAGAAGAAAAACAUGGUCAAGAGGCACCCAGAAAACUGCAAGCUGCAACAGAAUCCUUUAGUUAAGAAGGAUGCUCCCGUUUCUGUGACUCUCCAAGACUUGCUGAAUGUAAAAUUGAGGAAAACAGAUUCCCCUACUACCAAAGUGAAGGCAUUUUCUCCAUCCAAAAGGCGUAUUCCUUUGAUAACCAUGUCAGAUCUUCAGAAAGUCACAUUGCGAUCAUCUCAGUCUGAUAUACCUAAUAAAUUUGGAAAAACUCAUUUAAAUAGGAACACCUGCCCUAGUCCAGUAAAUUUACGACGGCAGUUAAAGAGAGUUGAUGUUCAGAGGAGCCCAGGAGGUACCCCGUUAUACGAAAAGGAAAACAAAGAAUCUGGCAGUGGCCUCACGCCCAUCAUGACUCAAGCUUUACGUAGAAAGUUUCAGAUGGCUCUUCCUAGAAGUCCCCCACCUUUGAUACGGUCUUGCAACACUUUCAACACAAGUUUCAGUGAAACAAACUAAACUCUUUUUGGACUUUUAUUUUUAUUUAUUUGUCCCUGGUGGGCAUUUUAAAGUUACUGUUGACUGAAAGCUGAAAGAAAGAAUUGCGACAUCUUAUAGCAAUUUACAGCAUUUUCACUAAUGCACCUUUUACUUUUUAAACCAAGUGUGUGCGCCUGCAUGAGUUUAUUUUUGUUUUAACUAAUGUUUUUAAGAGAUGUAUGUAAAAUACAUGUAUUGAAAUAUUUUUGCUUUUUUAUAAACCUGUAAACCUUCUUUUAUGUGUGCUGUUGCAGUUGAUGUGAUAUUCUGUUAUUUUAUGCUAAUUGCUUUAAGUGUGCAAUAUAAUGGCAGACCUAAAACUUGGGGCCUUCUUUAUCUGCUGGGCAUAUUUUUUAAUUCAUUAUUACAUUUUGAUAAAUUGAUAUUUUUUCCUCUUUUCUGCAACUACUUUUAUAAGAAGGUUAAAAAAUUUGAUAGUUUUAUAUUUUAUCACACACUGGUAAUGCAAUUUGUCACUUAUUAGAAUUGUACACUUUGUUUAUAUGUGCUGGAAAAGUAGACCCUUUAUUGUGAACUGUAACAUGGAAAUACAGUGCUACCCAUAAUUGGAAAACUAAACCUACAACAUCAGUGCACGACUUCCAGUACUUUCAUAGAUAAGGGAUUACCCAGAAACAUUUUUGAAGCCUAUGUUAGGCACUUGUUCAUUUUAAAUACUAUAAUGAAUAGGAUCUGUUCAAAAUAUAAAAAAAAAAAAAUGAUUUUGUAAUUUUAUUCUCGCAUAGCUACAUGGUUCUUUGUUUUAACUUUAAAGAACAUUUGAGGUAUAAAGUUAAAGAAGAAUGGAGUGUUAAUGAUCUAGAAAUAUAGGACUGUAAUUAUGAAUAAUGGGAAUGUUUUUUCACCAUUUUAACAAUCUACUAGAAAGAUUUAAUUUCUGAAUCUAGAAAUAGACAGUACGAUUCACAAGAGAGUUCUAUUUGCUUUAUAAAGAUGCUAUGCAAUGUAAAUUUCUAUUGUAAUACAUUUUUUUGUUGACUGAUACAUGGGAAUUUUUAAUAUGCUGCUCACUAAAACCAAAAAUACAAAUAUUUUUUCUUACCAAUAAUAGGGUUAUCAUAGAAGGAAGCUGAAAAUGAACUGCAGAGUCUGCAUGUUUAUAGCCUGAAACUGAGCAGGGUUGUCCAUGACCUGAGACGAGUACUGUAUUGAUAGUUUGAAAAAUCGUUACUAUAUAUUCCCGGCUAAAGUCCACUCUUUAUUUAUCUUGUAAAUUUGUUCUUGGGGGCAAAGUGCACCAUUUCAAAUUGAAUGUACAAUUCAGAUCUUAAACUGUGCAACAAUGUUUAUUUUUUACCACUAUAAUUCAAAUUAGUCACAUAAUUUAGUGACCACAACUCUUGAUUAUUUUAAGUGAAAGGCAGAAACAGGAAAAUACUUCUGAUGCAAGUUACUUGUAAUGAACUUUUAUUUUUACUUUGAAAAAGUGACCUGGCAAAACAGAACAGAAAUGAUAGGCUCCAGGCUAAACUCUAUAUAUAAAAUAUACAGAAAAACUCUACAAAUUACAGCAAUAGCUGACUUAAAAGUAAACCUAGCUAAAGUAAAAUCCAAAAAGAAUGUACUGUAAAUGCAAAAAGACUGUACUGUAUAGGAAACUCACCUAAACAUCUUGUUACCACCAUGAAUGAGGUGUCUGGGGUAAAAAAUGUACAUUUCUUUAUA
Molecule: messenger RNA, 3112 nt
Organism: Polypterus senegalus (gray bichir)
Lineage: Eukaryota; Metazoa; Chordata; Cladistia; Polypteriformes; Polypteridae
Gene: prr11
Product: proline rich 11
Exons: 9
Coding region: 350-1405 (351 amino acids)
Cellular component (GO): nucleus; cytoplasm
Source: RefSeq, a predicted model, not a curated record